Molecule: messenger RNA, 3081 nt
Organism: Elephantulus edwardii (Cape elephant shrew)
Lineage: Eukaryota; Metazoa; Chordata; Mammalia; Macroscelidea; Macroscelididae
Product: zinc finger protein 135-like
Exons: 6
Coding region: 1-3081 (1026 amino acids)
Biological process (GO): regulation of DNA-templated transcription
Source: RefSeq, a predicted model, not a curated record
AUGGUGAGGAUGGCACAGGAUAGAAUAGCCUUCCGAGCUGUGGGUGACCGGGUGCGUACUGAGUCGUCCUCCACGGCCCCUAAAAGCCGCAGCCCCCGUCUGUUUCUGACCGGAUCGGUUUUGCCGGAGCACCGAAGCGCCCUCUCAACAGGAAGCGGAAGUCGGCGCGGUCGGGGCGAGCCGGGCGGCCGCGCGAUCGCCUUUGAUGUGCGUCCUUGCGGCCUGGUCAGCGGGCGGCUGACCGCAGCUGCGUCCGCGCCGGGUCCGAGGGCCCCGGGGCCAGUGUGUGCGGGGCCUCGCGGCCGCCGCCGUCCUCCCGCCCGUGUCGGCGGACGUGCGAGCGCAGGUGAAGUCCUGGCGGGGUCGGCGCUGUGCAGCCCCGCUGUCCAGGCCCCCGGGGUCGGCGCUGUCCAGCGGCUGUGUCGGCCGGGCCUCCCCCGGGGCCUCGCCCGGGGCUCCAGCGGCCUAUGCCGGAACCUCGUCCCCGAGCCCGUGCUCCUGGGUUCCUGUCGCGGGCGGGCGCGGGGACCCCAAGUUCACGGCCCUUCACAUGCACACAACAGCGGGGUCACGGGGCGCGAGCUCUGUGCGAUGUGGACUUGUCCAUCUGUCCUGGUUGCGGGCACGGAGAGGCAGCCCCAGGAGCUGCGGGAAGAAGGCAGGGGCGCCCUAGCCGGCGUUGGCAUCCCCUACCACCCUUUUUCCGUUCCAGACCUCACGUCGGCUGCCAGGAGAACUCAUCCGGGGGACGUGGGGACCCAGGGCCACCGUCGCACACACCUCCCAACCCCUGAGGAAGUCGGCGGCCGUGAGUGGCGUGGACACCCAGCGGCGUGCGUCCACCUGCGGCCUCUGCCCGCGCUCGGCGUCUCGUGCCGUCCGUCUGCCUGUCGUGGACUCUUGAGGGACUCCGUGGCCGCGGAGGACGUGGCUGUGGUCUUUAGCCGGGAAGAGUGGCCCUUGCUGGACCUCGCGCAACAGAACUUCUACAGAGAUGUGAUGAUGGAGACCUUCAGAAACCUGGCUUCUGUCGUGUGCGAGCCCCCUAACAGUGUUGACAAGCUGUCCAUCGAGCAUUUGACGGUCCAGUUUCUGAAGCAUCCCACCUGGUCUUCCACCUUGGGGGACUUGCCUGAAUCGCCCAGCCCUAAAGCUCAGUGUGAAAACCAGGAGGGGCAUUCAAGAAAUCCCAGCGUCCAGAAGCUGUGUGAGAGCUCUGAGGACGGUCAGGAUGGAAAGGAGUUGAGCCCUGAGGCCCAUCUGCCCCCACCACUCAGCAGUGCACUAGAAAGAAAGACGCUUGCGGGCUGUGCAAAUAGAAACACCGUCCAGCACCCAGCAUCAUCCCGUCAGAGCAGCCCGCCGGGCACAGGUCAGUGUCAGGACCGUGGAGAUGGUCCCCCUCGACGUUCUCCCGGCUCCACAGUCCCCGGGAGGCCAGGCCAGGCAGGCCCCAAGGACCCGGGGGCCUCUGUGUCUGCCGCCCAGGCUCCUGCAGCCGCGCUCACUGGUGAGCGGCGUGUGUCCACGUCAAAGCCGUCCGUGAGGAGGUCCGGGCCUGCCGGCAAGCGAUGUGGACAGCCAGCUGUGGCCCCGUCCUUCAUCCUGCUGCAGACACAGCCCGCGGCGGCCCCCGGUGAGGACGGGGCGGCGUCCAGCGUGGCAGCGGCGGCCGGCCUGUGUGGAGGACGCGGCCGCUCCCCCGCCGCCGUGAGCGUGGCCCGGCUGUACGAGUGUCCGCAGUGCAGGAAGGUGUUCAGCUUCCCGUCGUCGCUGGCCACGCACCUGCGCAGCCACAACGGCGAGAAGCCGUACGUGUGCGAGGAGUGCGGCAAGGCCUUCACCUACUCGGGCUCGUUCACCACGCACGUGCGCAUCCACAGCGGCGAGAAGCCCUACCGCUGCGAGCUGUGCGGCAAGGCCUUCAGCUGCUCCACCUACCUGAGCACGCACCGGCGCGUGCACAGCGGAGAGCGGCCCUACCCGUGCCAGGUGUGCGGCAAGGCCUUCAGCCAGUCCUCGCACCUCAGCACGCACAUGAAGACGCACAGCGGCCAGCGGCCCUACCAGUGCGCCCUGUGCGGCCAGGCCUUCGCCCACGCCUCGUCGCUCACGCAGCACGUGCGCACCCACAACGGCGAGAGGCCCUACGAGUGCCCGCCCUGCGGCAAGAUGUUCAGCUGCGCCUCCCACCUGGCCCAGCACCAGCGCACGCACGGCGGCCCGCGCCUCUACGCCUGCCGCGACUGCGAGAAGGUCUUCCGCUACUCGUCCUCCCUGGAGAAGCACAAGCGCACGCACAGCGGCGAGAAGCCCUACCGCUGCCCCGAGUGCGGCAAGGCCUUCAGCUGCUCCUCCAACCUCAAGCUGCACCUGCGCACGCACAGCGGCGAGACGCCCUUCCGCUGCCCGCAGUGCGGCAAGGUGUUCCGCCAGGCCUCCAACCUCACCACGCACCUGCGCGUCCACAGCGGGGAGAAGCCCUACGAGUGCCAGCACUGCGGCAAGACCUUCAGCCAGUCGGCGCACCUCACCAUCCACUCCAAGAUCCACAGCGACGAGCGGCCCUACGCCUGCAAGGACUGCGGCAAGGCCUUCCGCUGCUCCUGGUCCCUCACCACCCACGCGCGCACCCACAGCGGAGAGAGGCCCUACCACUGCAAGGACUGCGGCAAGGCCUUCCGCUGCUCCUCCCAUCUCACCAUCCACAAGAGGAUCCACAGCGGAGAGAAGCCCUACGAGUGCAAGAGGUGCGGCAAGGUCUUCCGCUGCUCCUCCCACCUCACCACGCACAGGCGGACCCACCGCGCCGAGGCCCUGCUCGCCGCCGCCGGCGACGAAACCGCCGACACGGGGGUCCCCGGCACCUCCUCCGGGGCCGAAUGCACGGGCCACCAAGGGCCAGGGCCUGCAGCUGGCUCCCCUCGCGCGGAAGAACCCGCUGCCCGCAGGGCCCUCCAGAGGGUCACACACGAGGCGACACUGGCAGGAGGGCCACAACCCUCACCCCUGAGAGCCCUGGACAGCAUCGGCCAGGAGGGGACACUGGCAGGCAGGCCCCACACCUCAGCAUCUAUGUAG